This is a messenger RNA of Cyphellophora attinorum, 2862 nucleotides long. RefSeq names its product Zinc finger protein klf1. Gene Ontology annotation, molecular function: zinc ion binding; RNA polymerase II cis-regulatory region sequence-specific DNA binding; DNA-binding transcription factor activity, RNA polymerase II-specific. NCBI's taxonomy places the organism in Eukaryota, Fungi, Ascomycota, Eurotiomycetes, Chaetothyriales, Cyphellophoraceae. The record is from RefSeq and is a predicted model, not a curated record. The transcript has a single exon. The coding region runs from base 1 to 2862 and encodes 953 amino acids. Gene Ontology annotation, cellular component: chromatin. Gene Ontology annotation, biological process: DNA-templated transcription; regulation of transcription by RNA polymerase II.
AUGACUGCCGACAGCCAGGUCAAGAAGCACGUCUGCAAUUGGGGAGACUGUGGAAAGGCGUUCAGUAGAUCAGACCACCUUCAAAGGCAUAUGCUCAACCACUCGCCUGAAGGCAGCACUUGCGAACGAUGUCGCGCACACUUCAAGAGGCCUGACCUUCUUGAGCGGCAUAUGCAACGCCAUGUACAGAAAGACGAAGAAGCCGGAGGGCCCGGUAGAGGAAUUGUCGAGACCAGGAAGCGGAUGUGGCUUGACUCAGAUGGACAGACCAUCGUCUCCAAGCGUCCUGUUCGCGCUCCUCCAUCGCCUCCAAAAUCGAAUCCGGAGAUCGAUCUCGAUGACAUGCAGAUGCAGCGACCACAUGAUCCCUCACACGUCGAUAUCAACCAGCAACACUUGUUCGGUUUGAUGCCAGGCAACUCUAUGCAUGAUCAGAGUGCGCCUGGCCAGGACAUGUCUGACUUCCUUGCCAAUUCAUCUUGGGGUAUGCAACCACUACAGCCGUUGGUUACCACCACUCAGCAGAACACACAGCUGUGGGACGACGCUUUCGCGCCUGAUACAGCGUCGUCCUUCAACAUGCCUUACACAACCAUGAACAACUACAGCUGGCUUUUCAACGCCAACGGCAGUUCGUCCAACAUGAACUCGCAGAUUCAUCAGCCUCAGCACGACAACGUUGCUCCUCAAAUCAGUGCGCAAGGCCUUCCAGCAUACAGCCAAUCGUCCUUUUCGACAUCUGUUCCGGCUCCAGCACAAAAGUCGCGACCACAACGUCCACAGCCAAUACCGUCACUGCCGAUGCAGUCGUUCCUCGCUCAAAAUGAUUACCAGCUAUUUAAGUCAAUUGAUCAAAUGUCUGGACUUCCAGAUGCAAUAACCAUUGAUCAGAGUCCUCCAGAAAUGCAGUCAGCGACAUCUGGAUCGCCACAGGCCUUUUCGAACUCAGACUACACGGCACCAUCCAGCCGUACGCCUGCAUCACAAAUAGACGUUCUGAGCCGCACAAAUGCCACAGUGACAGAGCCUUCGAGUGCGUCGAUAUGUUCGGAGGGUCAAGGCAGCCGCAUCACAUCCACAUCAUGGAACCGGAACACGAACAGGUCGCCAACAGAGACAGGCCCGGUACGCUCGUUUCAUCGCGGUAGCUCUACGGGAAGGACGCCAACACUCGAUGAGGCUACGUGGGCUAGGAUGAUAGAUGUCGUUCAGCAGGCAGCCGCUAAGGCACCGGAUGGGUCGCCACUAUCGAAAGAACAUCCGCUUCUGUCUCUGGACUCGCUGCAGCUCUGGUUCCAGCUCUUCUGGACACGCUUCAAUAAUGUGUAUCCCCUUGUUCACCAAGCUACUUUUGAACCAGAUAAGGCCGACAUGCUUCACCUCCUCGCCAUGCUACUCCUUGGCGCCACGUACAGCGACAAGAACGCGCAUCGGCUUGCUGUGUGUAUACACGACAUUAUGAGGCCGCAGAUCUUUCUAAACGUUGAGUUUACCGCUUCACCUCCGCUAUGGAUGCUUCAGACAAUUCUCCUUGUGGAGUGCUUCGGCAAAUCUCGCGCAGGACAGAAGCAGCAUGAUAUGUCCCACCUGUUCCACGGGCUAUUGAUCAAUCUGAUCAGACGGAGCGAUUGUCAGAGCGUUAGCGAGCCUGACUUCACCCAUUCGACAGAUGACCUCACGACACAAUGGCGACUGGCUAUGGAAAUCGAAUCACGCAAGAGACUCGCGUUUCUCUGCUUCAUGUGGGACACACAGCACGCAGUAUUGUUCAGCCAAUCGCUUUGUAUGUCAUCUUUCGAGUUACGCGCAGCGUUGCCGUGUAGCCCCAGCAUCUGGGAGGCGGAAUCAGAACAGGAGUGGCAGCAGCACUAUCAACGCGAAAGCGCGCCACGGCUCUUCCUCCCUAUUCUCAAGGCAUAUAUGUCUCCGACCGGCUCAGUACAGGUUCCCUACAACCUCAAUGCUUUGUCUCGGCUUCUGAUUCUACAUGGCUUGAUGUCUGUUUCCUGGGACAUGAAGCGGAGAGAUGACACAUCAUUAGGCUGUGGCAAUUUGACAGGCACAGAUAAUUGGCGAGAGCGUCUUGGUGCAAGCUACGAUCUUUGGCGCGCCGAUUUCGAUGCAUAUUGUCUCAACGUGUCUUCGUCGCUGAGCAAAUCUAAUUGGAGCGAGAACGCGAACAUCAGAUCCGAAUUCCAGCAUUUUACGACAUCCACUCUUGCGAUCUACCACGCGGCUCACAUCGUACUGAAUGUUGAGGUGCUUGACCUCCAGAUCUAUGCUGGAGCGCGCCACAUCAUUGGCCGACAAGUAAGUACUGGCGAUUUCGACCGAUCGCGGCGCAAAGUUCGCGAAUGGUCGACUCCUGAAGGCCGCCCCGGUGGUGGUAGCGAAUCUUGCACAGCAGCAGUCUGGCAUGCCGCCCACCUUCUGCGUGAUGGCAUCAUGAAUUUGGACAACUUCAUCAAUACGACAUUCCACUAUUCCUGGUGCCUGUAUCUAGCGACACUGGUUCUAUGGUCCUUCCAUAACAGCUCACGACCUGAUCGACCGAUUUCGCAAGCCGUAUCUAGCACGGACGCCGCCCGACGCCGCAGCGAUAGCGUCACUGACGAUGAUGGUGCCAGUAUGGGUAUGUCAUAUAGCCGCGAGGACGCAAAGGCCGAGAUGAAUGCACUUGUAUCUGGCAUGACCAGUGGGGUGCCAGGCGGGCUCUGGCGUACCGCUGGGAGAUACAGCACUAGAGGCUUAGUCACGAUCAUGUCGCAGGAUCUCAGCAACAUUCGCUGGGCUGUCGUACAUGAAGGAGUCAAGGUCUUGAAGGGUCUCACGGCACGCCAAGACCAAUACGACGCGUUCUAA